Copidosoma floridanum is the source of this 1330-nucleotide messenger RNA. RefSeq names its product vacuolar protein sorting 36 (gene Vps36). The record is from RefSeq and is a predicted model, not a curated record. Gene Ontology annotation, molecular function: ubiquitin binding; phosphatidylinositol-3-phosphate binding. Lineage: Eukaryota; Metazoa; Arthropoda; Insecta; Hymenoptera; Encyrtidae. Gene Ontology annotation, biological process: protein transport to vacuole involved in ubiquitin-dependent protein catabolic process via the multivesicular body sorting pathway. Gene Ontology annotation, cellular component: late endosome membrane; ESCRT II complex.
AUGAAUAGAUUUGAAUACGUUGAUGACCAAUUAUUACCAAACGAGGCUCUUAUCAGACAAGAUCGAGGAAUCAGACUUUACGAUGGAGAGAUCAGAACUCCCUUUGAAGGUGGCAAGGUGACGUUAACCAGUCACAGAAUCAUUUACAGGACACCGGGUGAUGUGGCUUUUGCCAUCCAUCUGCACAUCAUAAUAUUCUUUGAAGAAGAAAAUCCUGGACCCUUGUUCUUCACACGCAGCAAAAAAGUUAUACUACACAUGUCCGAGCCACAGAGUGGAAAAUUAACGGGACCAAUGGACAAUAGUAAUCACAAUUUUAUUAAGCUGUCGUUCAAAGAGGGAUUCGAUUCAUCCUUUGUAACAGAUUUAACGAAUGCCAUCACAAAAAGAGUCUGGGAAAGGGCACCUCUCAGUGUACUACCUAUCACUAGUUCACAAAGCCAACAGGCCAGAAACACUUCAAAACAGCCAUUACCAGCCAUCAAGCCUAGAACAGGUAUUAUAGGCAUCGAAAGAAGCAUUCAGGAGCAGCAAAGGGUCACAGAUGAGAGCAUAAGCAUAGCUUUUCAAGAUUUGAGGAAACUCAUGGGCAUGGCCAAGGACAUGGUCGCGAUUUCAAAGACGAUAUCAGCAAAAAUAAGGGAGCGACAAGGAGAUAUUACGGAAGAUGAGACUGUUAGGUUUAAGUCAUACCUUAUGAGCUUGGGCAUCGAUGACCCAGUCACGCGUGACACUUACAAGAGCAGCAAUGAAUACUUUAGACAACUCGCUCGACAGCUCGCGGAAAUUCUAGAGGAGCCUAUUAGAGAAGUAGGCGGUAUGAUGGCACUUACUGAUGUGUACUGCAGAGUAAACAGAGCAAGGGGGUUGGAGCUUUUGUCGCCUGAAGACUUGCUCAACGCAUGUAGGCAGCUAGCUCCUCUGAAUCUUCCAAUAGAACUGAGGACUUUUGAGAGCGGAGUGAUAGUUAUACAAUCUUCAUUUCACAAUGACGAAGAAAUUGCCGAAGCUGUUUCUCAACUGAUCAAAGAUAGAGGAUCGGUUACGGCUACGGAAUUGGCUCAAUCCGAAGGAAUUUCAGUGGUAUUAGCCUGUGAGAGACUAUUAAUGACAGAAAAAUAUGGUAAAGCCUGCAGAGACGACUCGAUAGAAGCGCUGAGAUUUUAUCCUAAUUUGUUCCUUGAACUGGAAACGUGAUAGGUGCAAAAAUACUCAAUUAAAGUGAGAUUUUCCUACAAAGAAAUAAAGCAUAAUGGUGCAUUUCGUAUGAUAGAUUAUAAGGAAAAGUAAGCUACAAAAGUACAAUAAAGUUUUUAUAUUUUUAAAGAGA